This is a messenger RNA of Cryptotermes secundus, 1609 nucleotides long. Its product is annotated as putative gamma-glutamylcyclotransferase CG2811. The transcript is spliced from 3 exons. Gene Ontology annotation, molecular function: gamma-glutamylaminecyclotransferase activity. NCBI's taxonomy places the organism in Eukaryota, Metazoa, Arthropoda, Insecta, Blattodea, Kalotermitidae. The record is from RefSeq and is a predicted model, not a curated record. Bases 326 to 799 code for a protein of 157 amino acids.
UUUGUUUUCAUGUGUACAUUUAUAGUUUAGUGACUUUAAUACGAGAUGGCAUUAUUUGCUCCUGCAUUCAAGUUCAACUUCGUCAAGAAGUUAAUUAAAUGUGACAUUCAUUGCUGAAUUGUCUGUUUACAACACACGCGAUUUCACGCAAUCUUUAAAGUUCAGCAGUAUAUAUAAUAGUGUUUUCAUCGAAGAUGAGGAUACGUAUUUUUAUAAGUACUCUCACUGAAUAAGAUGUCUUUCACAAUUUCAUAUCGCAUUACAUAACCGAAGUGGUUAAUUUGGGUUAAAGUCCACAUACUUAAUCAUUACAUUCAGGACUAGUAUGUCUUUGCAUAAAGUUUUUGUAUAUGGCACUCUAAAAAGGGGAGAACCAAAUCAUCAUUGGAUAACAGACACAAGCAAAGGAUUGUCAAGGUUUAUUGGAGUUGGAAAAACAAUAAAAAAAUAUCCUUUGGUCAUUGGUACAAAAUAUAAUAUACCAUUCGUCUUAGAUUCCCCAGGACAAGGACAUAAUGUUGUUGGGGAAGUGUAUGAAGUCGAUGAAUCCAUGCUGCACCAUCUGGAUAUUUUAGAGGAGCACCCAACAUUCUAUACAAGAGAAACUGAAGAAAUUGAAUUGUACGCUGAAAAUAUAAGAUCAGAGUGCUGGAUAUAUUUACUGAAGAAAUUUAAGCCAGAAAUGUUAGAGCAGCAGCAUUUUGCAGAUUACAGCUCAAGUGGUGAUCAUGGACUAGUGUAUGCGGAAAGGUAUCAACGUGAGCCAUCCUAUAACUACAAACAAGAUGUCAUGCCUUAAGCAUCUGCCUCUGUGACAAUGAAGCCACAUUGGCAGAUCUAUGAUGUAGUGUACCGAGACUUUGUCCAGGAACUGUACUGCCCCUUGUCAAGCAGGUGUUAUGUCCUGAGAACACAAUUUAGACAAUAACAUUUGUACCAAGCUUCAAAUGAAAGGAUCAUGGAAAGAUACCUGCCAAAAUAAGUAACAGCUUAAAAUGGACCAGCAAAAUCUGUUCUUGCCAACUGCAUUUGGAAUACUGUGUUAAUAUAUUAACAUGUUCAUACCCAUGAAAUUAACAGCUGUCUUAAGGUUCCAAGGCAUAAUUUUCUAUGUGUACAUUCACAAAACAAAAAGUAGCUGUGAAUUAACAUUUUCAAGUGGGAAGUUCCAAAAUAUAUAAUAUAAAGAGCUUUAGAAUUAGCCUUUUAGAAGCAUUUGGUUACUAAAUUUAUCCAGGAUUUUCAUCAUCAGUAAUCUGUCAUACGACAGGUCUUGAAAUGAAACUUUAAUAAAACUAAAGGUGAUUAUUUCUGGAUGUGCUAAGUAUCUGGGAUGUGAGGUCAUGUCUUAUAAUAGAAGUUUAUAGACGUUUUGGAACAACGUACUCUUCUAUCUUCAGAACUGAAGCCAAGCAAGCAUAGUACUGUGUGAGCAAAUUCUUCAUUCUGAACUCCCUACACUGCUUGGUUUAUUCCUUGACCCUGGAAAUAUGGACAGUACUUUCCUCUGAAACAGUGGUGAACUAUCACAUCCCAAAAGAGAGUACUCUUCAGAGUCACUGCUGCAAGAAUCUCAGAUCCUACCAGACUACAAAACUUCAGUUCCUAC